This is a messenger RNA of Nematostella vectensis (starlet sea anemone), 1762 nucleotides long. RefSeq names its product CCA tRNA nucleotidyltransferase 1, mitochondrial. Lineage: Eukaryota; Metazoa; Cnidaria; Anthozoa; Actiniaria; Edwardsiidae. Gene Ontology annotation, biological process: RNA processing. The record is from RefSeq and is a predicted model, not a curated record. The coding region runs from base 66 to 1466 and encodes 466 amino acids. Gene Ontology annotation, molecular function: RNA binding; nucleotidyltransferase activity. The transcript has 2 exons.
UAUUCCAUCCAAGAUGGCGCCUGCUUACUUUAUGUGCAAGUGUUUAGUAUCCAACUUGGACUCUUAUGUUUAGAAGACUAGUACAGCUUAUUCCUGGCAUAGCGGCGUUUUCUAAACAUCUGGAUUUUCAACCAAGUCGCUUAGAACCGUGUGGGAAAAAUCAAUGUAAGACAAUAUUGGCUUGGUACUUGUCGAAGUUUGCUGUGAGUUCUAAACGUAGAAUGGAAGGGAAGACGGUUUUGGCGGACACUGAAGGAUUUAAGGCUAUUCAUACACCAGAGCUUCUUCGUCUCUCAUCCGUUUUCACUAAGCAUGGUUACGAGCUGAGAAUUGUCGGAGGGGCAGUUCGAGAUUUAUUGAUGGGCAAAUUGCCUAAAGAUAUCGACCUGUGCACAAAUGCAACCCCAGAACAAAUGAUCAAGAUGUUCAAAGACGAGGAGAUACGAUGCAUUGAGACAGGUCUGCAACACGGAACUCUUACAGCACACAUAAACAAAACUGACUUUGAAGUGACAACGCUUAGGAUUGACGUAGAAACUGAUGGUCGUCAUGCCACAGUCAAGUUUACUAAUGAUUGGCAGCUUGAUGCAGAAAGGAGAGACUUGACAUUUAAUGCAAUGAGUGUUGACUUAACGGGGAAUCUUUAUGACUAUUUUAAUGGAGAGAUAGAUCUCAGCAAGGGUCAUGUAAGGUUUGUUGGGGAUGCAAGGCUCAGAAUCAAGGAAGACUAUCUUAGGAUCCUACGUUACUUUAGAUUUUAUGGCAAGAUAGCAACAGAACCAGAUAAUCAUGAUCCAGAUACCUUGGCUGUUAUAAAAGAACUAGCGGAGGGGCUAAGGAUCAUAUCAGUGGAACGAAUCUGGCUAGAAGUGUCUAAAAUACUGAUUGGUAACCAUGCCCAACAUUUGCUCCAGAUGCUUUAUGAUUUAGGAAUUGCAAGCAAUAUAGGUUUGCCAACCUAUGAUGCUUCCUGUAUGACAGAAUUCCACAGAGCUUGGAAAGAAAGCCAAAUAUUCUCUCUUCAACCGGUAACCCUUCUUUGCUGUCUUGUCAACACUGCUUGUGAGGCAGAAAUCUUGGCAAGACAUUGGAAGCUUUCAAAUGCUGAGAGAAACCUUGGAAAGUUCAUAACAGAGCACAGAUUGCCCAAAGAACAUGAAACCCCAUUGAAACCAUACCAAGAUAUGCUUGUCGUAAGCCCCAGUGCCCAAUCAAAGGGAACCCUCAGGGGCCAUAUAACAGAAUUACUGCACUACCAAGGGCGACAUGAGCUAGGUGAGGCUAUUGCCUGCUGGAUUAUUCCAUCUUUUCCUGUCACUGGUGAUCACUUGAAGAGCAUUGGUCUGAAACCAGGUCCAGAAUUUGGCCGAACUUUGAGUCAAUUAAAGCAAAUGUGGAAAGAAAGUUAUUAUGUUGCUACCAAAGAGGACUUGCUCGAAAAGGCCCAUCAUAUGAUAAAACGGUGAUCAUAGUCAGCUCAUAUCUAGCUCAAGCUGCAUUUGUAAUAAAAUAUGUAAGGGAAGUAAGGGUUUGAGUUCCCAAUAAUGUAAAAAAUGUUUUGUAAAAUUUCUAAAACAUUAUUUUCCAACUUAUAGCUGGUGUAAAAGGUUAGUCUAAUAACUCAAAAUGCUUCUUUUUAGUUUUUAGAUUUAAUCAAAGGAUUGAAGGCAAUUUUUUUUAUAAGUAAGGGGAUAACCAAGUAGAACUUUUAAUUUAGAAAAAUUUUGAUAUUUGUUUUAUGGCCAUGUAAGCUUUGUGUCCA